Zychaea mexicana is the source of this 760-nucleotide messenger RNA. RefSeq lists its product as uncharacterized. The annotation marks the transcript as partial. NCBI's taxonomy places the organism in Eukaryota, Fungi, Mucoromycota, Mucoromycetes, Mucorales, Lichtheimiaceae. The transcript has a single exon. The record is from RefSeq and is a predicted model, not a curated record.
AUGAAGUACAACUACGAUCGCAUUUACAUUGACCACCUCCACCGCCGUGUGUUUGAGCCCUGCUUCUAUGAAGCCCCCACGUUACCGCUCCUUUGGGAGUAUUAUCCCUGGAAAACCGUUGGUAUUGCCAUCGUCGCCAUUUUGGUUUGCAUUGUCUGCGUUCCUUUCUGUCGGCCGGCGCGUCCCUUUGUUGCUGCAACGAUCAAGUUGCUAGUUGCCCUGGUUGCGUUUGUCGCCUUGACAAUCGUCCGUUUUGUCCUCCCGUCUCCGCCCGCAAAGCAGUUUUAUCUGCGUUUGCCACCAUCACCACCGUCUCAUGCCGCUUCCACUCAUCCCCGUCUCCAUUCCUCUCCGGGUAAUUACCCUGCCGUCAAUGGCGAAGAGCUUGGUGCUGCUCAAGCAUUGAAAGGAAUGUCGAAGGCUAAAGUUGUGGAUGUUGUCGCCGUCGCCGUCGCCCAAGAGCACGUGCAAAGAGAAGAAGUAAAAGCCGCGAAGGAUGGUGCCGCGCAAAAGUACGACGUUAUUGAAGCCGCGAAGGACGACGUUUCCGCGCAAAAGUACGACGUUCCUGAAGCCGCGAAGGAUGGUGAUUCCGCGCAAACGUACGACGUUGUCGAAGCCGCGAAGGGUGGUGCCGCGCAAAAGUACGACGUUGCUGAAGCCGCGAAGGAUGGUGCCGCGCAAAAGUACGACGUUCCUGAAGCCGCGAAGGACGGUGAUUCCGCGCAAAAGUACGACGUUGAGCAAGCCGCGAAGGACG